Molecule: messenger RNA, 3671 nt
Organism: Thamnophis elegans (Western terrestrial garter snake)
Lineage: Eukaryota; Metazoa; Chordata; Lepidosauria; Squamata; Natricidae
Gene: CNNM3
Product: cyclin and CBS domain divalent metal cation transport mediator 3
Exons: 8
Coding region: 108-2387 (759 amino acids)
Biological process (GO): magnesium ion homeostasis; transport
Cellular component (GO): plasma membrane
Molecular function (GO): transmembrane transporter activity
Source: RefSeq, a predicted model, not a curated record
CUCGCGCUCCGUCCACUCCCCCUCGGGGUUCCUCCGGUGGUGGUUGCUGCUGCUGCUGCUCCUGCUCCUCCUGGUCUCUUGCUUCUCCCUCCGCUGCCCCUCCGGCGAUGGCGGGCGGCGUCGGCUGGCUGGCUUUCCUCUGUGGCUGGGCUGCAGCGGUCUGCGCGCUCCGGGAGGGCACGGAGGAUCCUGAGCCCGGGGACCCCUCGGGGCCCUGCCCGCCCUGCCCGCGAGUGCUGGGCUUCCGCCUGGAGGACGGCGCCUCGGCCUCGGGGGGUCUGGUGCGGGCCCCGCCGGGGGCCACCUUCCGCCUGCGCCUCUACGGCACCGGGCUGCACAACAGCAGCUGGCCCUGGGGGGCCUUCGUGGCCGAGGAGGCGCCCUGCGCGGGGGACCCUUCCUCCUCCUCCUCCUCCUCGGGUGCCCCGCAGGUCCUGGCCCAUCACGUCCUGCCGGCCAGCGAGCACGCAGGGCUGCUGACGGUGCGUGUGGCCCCUGGGGGGCCCUGGGGCCGCUACCGGCUCUGCACCCCGGCGGGGCCCGGCCGCCCCUGGGCCCCAGCAGCCCCCGGAGAUGCCAUCCUGGUGACGGAGGAUGAAGGCGGAGGGCCCCGGGUGGCGUCCGAAGUGUGCCCCCCGCCGAUACAGCCCUGGCUGCUGGGCACCCUGGUGGCCCUCCUGCUGGCCCUCCUGGCCCUCCUGCGUGCCUUGCAGCUCAGCACCCUGUGGCUGGACCCGGCUGAGCUCUACGUGCUGCGGGACUGCGGCUCCGAGGCCGAGCGAGGGGCCUCCAAGGCGCUGGAGCCCGUGCGCCACCGGGGCCCUUUCGUCCUGUGCUCCCUGCUGCUGGUGAGCGCCUUGGCUCAAGCUGCCGUUGCCGUGCUUUUCUACCGGGCCGUGGGGGCCCUGGCCCCGGCCAUCCUCAGCGUGGCUGCCUUGUCCUUCCUGCUGGCAGAGGUGCUGCCGUUCGCCAUCAGUUCCCGCUGGGGUCUGUGGCUGGCGCCGCGGGGCCUGUGGCUGACCCAGUUCUUCAUGCUGCUGACCUUCCCUGUCUCGCUGCCGCUGAGCCGGGUGCUGGAGCUGGCCCUACGGCAUGAGAGCAGCACUUACCUUUUGCGGGAGAAGAUCCUGGACAUGGUUCGCAACAGUGACCCUUACAACGAGUUUGUACGGGAGGAGUUCAGCAAGGGGGCCCUGCGGAACAAGACGGUGGAGGACGUCCUGACACCGCUGGACGAGUGCUUCAUGCUGAACGCCGAUGCCGUGCUGGACUUCAACAACAUGUCCACCAUCAUGCAGAGUGGCUACACCCGCAUCCCGGUGUAUGAGGAUGAGCGGACCAACUUGGUGGAUAUGCUGUAUGUCAAGGACUUGGCCUUGGUGGACCCAGAUGACUGCACCCCUCUGAGCACCAUCAUCAAGUUCUACAAUCACCCGCUGCACUUUGUCUUCAAUGACACCAAGCUGGAUGCUGUGUUGGAGGAGUUCAAGAAAGGGAAAUCCCACAUGGCUAUUGUGCAGAAGGUGAACAACGAAGGGGAAGGGGACCCAUUCUACGAAGUCAUGGGAUUGGUGACCCUAGAGGACGUCAUAGAAGAGAUCAUCAAGUCGGAGAUCAUGGAUGAAUCAGACGACUACAGGGACAACCGGUUGAAGAAGAAGCCCCCUCCCCUGGGAAUGCUGAUUGACCACCGGAAAGAAGAUUUCUCCUUGUUCAAAGUUUCUGACAACGAGUACAAAGUAAAAAUCUCUCCUCAGCUACUCCUGGCUACCCAGCGCUUCUUAUCUCGAGAGGUGGAUCUCUUCAGCCCAGGCCGAAUCUCGGAGAAGGUCCUGUUGCAUCUCCUGCAGCACCCCAGCGUCAACCAAGAAGUGAAGUUUGACGACUGCAACCGCUUGGCCGCUGAACAUUACUUGUAUCAACGCAACCAACCGGUCAAUUACUUUGUGCUCAUCCUGCAGGGCAGGGUGGAAGUCGAGAUUGGGAAGGAAGGACUGAAGUUUGAAAACGGCGCCUUCACCUAUUAUGGGGUCUCUGCACUUACCGCUCCCUCCUCAGUCCACCAGUCCCCCGUGUCCACUCUACGGAUGAAUCGUCGUGAACAGCAGGUUGAUGGCACAGAGCCCACCAAUUAUUCAGCGUAUUGCCCUGACUACACCGUUCGAGCCCUCACCGAUCUGCAGUUCAUCAAGGUCACCCGUCUGCAGUAUCUCAACGCUCUCAUGGCCUCGAGGAUACAGAACUCGCCCCAAUCCCCUGAGGCUGUGGAUCUGAAGAUCAUCCCCAGCAGCCAGACCAAGCUCCUGAAUGACAAAAAUGCAGCAACAGGGAAAAACCGAAGCAAGUUCAACCUCCAGGAAGAGUCCAGCCACAGCACGGGGGUUUGACUUCAAACAGGUGGCAUUAGGGCUGCAGGUGGGGCCGGCCCAGGAGGACCCCUCCCUCAAAACCUUCAGCACUUCUCCUGGCUUCUGCCUGGAUGGACUUCUCGUUGGGCACCUGCGUUUCCAAAAGACGGUAGGGGCCUGGCCUUCUCGGGGGAAGAGAGAGGCCCGGCUGGACUCAACGCCAGCGGCUUCCAGCGCCCCAACUGGGCUACUAUUAUGCCUAAGACAUUUGUAAGCAGAGCUUGACUGCGGAGAGUUGGUGGACCUGAGCGAAAUGUGUUGGUGGAGGAGAGCGGCGGCCAGCAAAUACAGACUCGACUCUUUUGACGUUUGUGGUGCAAACGGGAAGGUGGCUGCCAGGCCCUUCCUCCUCAUUGCCUCCUCCGUGUCAACAGGGCUCUCUCUCUCUCUGUGUUUCUACCUUCCUGCCAUGCUAAUCCCUUAAGGGCUCCAGAUGCUCACUUCUCUUUAAAAGCACUUGCCGGACUCUGCCAGAUUUUGCGAUAACAGCCUCAAUGUUCGUUUCUGCCACCUGUCCUUGCCUGCUUGGCUACAGGCCCUGGUCUCGGCUCUGGAACCGACCCCAUGGGCCUGUCAUCUUGCCAGGGUCCCGAUGUCCUGCCUUGCAGACCCGGGUUGCAAGCCAUGACUCUUGGGAGUCCCCAAGCUCACCUGAGUGCCUGCACCAGGCCUAGCACGCCCCCCCAGACUAGUCCCGGUCCUUUGCCUACCCCACUGCCCAAACUGUGCCAAAGACCAGCUCUGGGAAUCCUGCGCCUCUCUUCUGCCUCCUGGCAUUGGGCUUGCCAGUUUCCUGUUUGCCCUGGAUCAGCUGUUCUGGAACCGACGGGAUUUUUGCCAAGGGACUCCUGCUACAGAGGAGGGGCAGGCGGAUACUUGCCCCCCCCUCUCCAACCUGUUCUCCCUUCCAUGGCGGCCGUCCUGGAAAAGUCGAAUGGCAGGGCUGAAUCCUCCCCAUUUUCUCUGGGGCUGCCCCUUUUGCACUCUUGGGAAGGGCCCCGGGUCCCUGGCUUACCCCUGAAUUAUCUUCGGUUUUGGAUUUGCACUUCUAAGCUCUCACUGGCGAUCCCACGUUUCCCUUGGGCGAGUGAAACCCUCCGCUGAGGUUUUGGCAGAGAGACACUUCCCCCUCUCCCCUCUCGUUGCUCUACUCCACAGUAUUUCCCCUUUGGGACAUGCCCAUCCCUAAAUCUUAUUUUUUAAAGUCAAUAAAGAAUCAGAGGGAUUCUGGGAGAAACAAAUCCCGUUCCCUUUCUCUCCCUC